UCUCUUUUCACCAAACUCCAACUUGAAAAACCCUUUGUAAAUCUCUAAUUACCUCUUCCUUCCAUCUCAUAACUUUUGAGUGGUCUUCAUGGAUAAGCUUGUUGUUAUCCUAACAUUUUUCCUCACCCAUUUCUUCAUUUUUCCGCUAGGCAACUUCGUCAAUGGUGCCACCAUAACUUCCUGUACCCAAACCCCGUACCCUGAUGUGUGCAACUUUUACAUGGGAAAUAGUCUUAAUGUUGCAGCAAACCUCGAUCAAACCCAAUUCUCGUUCCGCGAUGUUGCCAUUCAGGUGACCCUUAGCCAAGCAGUUCAAGCUCACCAGCUCGUCUCGUCGAUGGACUCGAGUUCUUUCGACCAACGAGCCAAGUUAGCUUGGAACGAUUGCGUGGAACUUUAUGAGGACACCAUUCACCAUCUUAAUCUAUCCAAGACCACUAACAAUCAAAUUGAUUCUCAAACCUGGUUAAGUGCAGCAAUUGCCAACCAACAAACCUGUCAAAAUGGCUUCAUUGACUUCAAUCUAGCCUCCCAUUUACAAACCUUACCAUCCAUGUUAGGAAACAUUACCAAGUUGAUCAGCAAUUCUCUAGCCAUAAACAAGGCCACCACUGUUACAUCCUCUACUUCCCAUAGUAACUUCGCUAAACAAGUUGCCAAUCGACGCCUACUUUCCGACGGAUUUCCGGCUUGGCUUUCGGUUGCCGAUAGGAAGCUCUUGCAAACUACCGGUGCACCACCAAAAGCCGAUAUUGUGGUGGCCCAAGAUGGCUCUGGUAACUUUAAGACCAUAACGGAAGCUGUGGCAGCAGCUGGUGGGGGCAAAAGAACUGUUAUAUACGUGAAAGCUGGAGUUUAUAAGGAAAAUGUGGAUAUUAAGAGAUCAGCUAAAAAUAUAAUGUUGGUUGGGGAUGGUAUUGAUGCCACCAUCGUUACCGGUAGCAAGAAUGCUCAAACCACAACCACUUUUCGUUCAGCAACUGUUGGUGUUUCGGGUGACGGCUUCAUAGCUCGUGACAUGACCUUCGAGAACACCGCCGGACCCCAGAAACACCAGGCGGUGGCCUUCCGGUCUGGCUCCGAUUUCUCGGUUUUCUACCGUUGCAGCUUCAAAGGUUACCAAGAUACAUUAUACGUCUACUCUCAACGCCAAUUUUAUCGCGACUGCGACAUUUAUGGAACUGUGGACUUCAUAUUCGGUGAUGCCGUUGCCGUUUUCCAGAGCUGCAACAUCUACAUCCGUCGACCAAUGAGCGGCCAAAAGAACACCGUCACGGCACAAGGGAGAACCGACCAGAAUGAGAAUACGGGCAUAGUCAUCCACAAUUCACGAGUGACAGCGUCGUCGGAUAUGAAAGCGGUUCAGGGUUCGUUCAAGAGUUAUUUGGGGAGGCCAUGGCAGAAAUAUUCAAGAACUGUGUUCAUGAGAAGCACUUUGGAUGGACUGAUUGAUAGAGAAGGUUGGUUACCAUGGAGUGGAAAUUUUGCUUUGAGUACUCUUUACUAUGCUGAGUAUAUGAACACCGGUGCUGGAGCAGAUACUAGUGGAAGGGUGAAAUGGGGUGGAUAUCAUGUUAUAGGUGCCACAGAAGCCGCAAAAUUCACCGUGGGGAAUUUUUUGGCCGGAAAUUCUUGGAUUCCGGGCACCGGAGUGCCAUUUGAUGUUGGACUGUGAUAAUUUUCUUGAUUGGGUUUAUUUUCCCAUUUGGAAAAUGUAAAUAGGAAAGUGACCCAGAUGUUGAAAUUACUUCGCUUUAUAAUAUAGCACGAGUCAGUAUACAUAGGAGAUAGUAAUAUUAUUAUAUGGUUGAAUUUGUCAAAAGUGAUUCUAAAAAAAAUGUCAAAAGUGGAAAAAGAAAAUAAAACUGUUGUAUAAUUGGAAUUAA
Messenger RNA from Gossypium raimondii (Peruvian cotton), 1886 nucleotides. Its product is annotated as pectinesterase. The transcript has 2 exons. Lineage: Eukaryota; Viridiplantae; Streptophyta; Magnoliopsida; Malvales; Malvaceae. The record is from RefSeq and is a predicted model, not a curated record. Gene Ontology annotation, molecular function: pectinesterase inhibitor activity; pectinesterase activity. Gene Ontology annotation, biological process: cell wall modification. The coding region runs from base 89 to 1675 and encodes 528 amino acids.